UAUGUUGGACAUAAGGGAAAAUAUGGUCAUGAAUUUUUGGAAAUUACUUUUCAUCCCGAUGGUUUAUUAGAAUAUAAAAAUAAUACAGAUUAUAAAGGAGAGGGAGAAAUAUUGAAAACUGUAAAUUUAAAUAAUAUUGUGUUGGAGCAAUUAAAGACAAUAAUUUUGGAAUCACGUAUUAUGGAAGAAAGUGAUCGAAAGUGGCCACUACCAGACAAUAUUGGAAAAUCAGAAUUGGAAAUUGUAUUAGAUAAGGAACACAUUUCAUUUGCCACCACUAAAAUUCAAACUCUUUCCGAAGUUACCAAAUCACAUGAUCCAGAAGGAUUGAAGAACUUUUAUUAUUUAACAGCUGAUUUGAAAGAUUUUGCACUCAACCUCAUCAAUAUGCAUCAUAAACUCAAACCAAUUCUGUACUAG
This is a messenger RNA of Naegleria gruberi, 420 nucleotides long. RefSeq lists its product as uncharacterized. Gene Ontology annotation, cellular component: exon-exon junction complex; nucleus. The record is from RefSeq and is a predicted model, not a curated record. Lineage: Eukaryota; Heterolobosea; Eutetramitea; Acrasida; Naegleriidae. Gene Ontology annotation, biological process: RNA splicing. The transcript has 2 exons. The annotation marks the transcript as partial.